AUGUCGAGUCAAGCUAAAAAUCAAUUCGAAAUACCGAAAUGGGCUGGCAAACCACCUGUUGGAUUACAUUUAGAUGUGAAAAAAGAUGGAAAAAUGGUGCAGAAAUUAAUGAUAGACGAAAAAAAAUGUUAUUUUUUCGGUCGUAAUCGUGAUCUGUGCGACUUUCCUAUUGACCAUGCAUCAUGUUCUCGUGUUCACUCUGCACUUAUCUGGCAUAAAGAUUUAAAUAGACCAUUUUUAAUUGAUCUCGCUUCAACACAUGGAACAUUUAUCGGUCACAUUCGUUUGGAAAAUAACAAAGCUCAACAAGUUCAUAUUGAUAGUGAAAUUCGUUUCGGUGAAUCAAGUCGUGUGUAUAUUAUUCGUGAGAGACCACAAAACAAUUUGUUAUUCGGUGACAAUGGAGAUCAUAAUGACGAAAACAAAGAUGAACGAGGAAUAUUAACGAUACCAGAGUCGGAGAUGGAACUAGAUAACUUGACAGAAUUUAAUACUGCUCAUAAUCGUCGUAUAGCACAAAUUGUUCAGAUAAAUGAUUUACCAUCAGUUCCAACUGUUAAAAGAAAACGAAAAGGUGUAUCAUUUGGCGAAGAAGAAGAAGUAAUUAAUCCAGAGGAUAUUGAUCCAAACGUUGGUCGAUUUCGAAAUCUAGUUCAAACAACUGUUGUCAUUCCAAAAAGAAGAAAACAUGAACAUUCGGCCAUUUCUCACCUGGGUAUUGAUCCCAUUCAAAAGCAUUCUCAAGCAUUUCAUUAUAGUCAAUUAUAUGAUCAUACACAUGCUGUUAAUGGAGCAAAUACAAAUGAUAAUUCAAACACACUACAAGCACAUAUGAGUGUAGCAGCUACACUUGGCAUAUCUGCUCCAAAUUUAGCUCCAGAUCUCGCUGAUUAUGACAUAUUAGAACAAACACCAGCCAUACUACCAAAAUUUACCCACGUAUCUCUACAAGCACCAACAAAUGAAAACGAUUUAUCGGAACCGAAAAGAAAAAAAUAUGCAAAAGAAGCUUGGCCUGCAGACGGUGGUCAAUUAACUGUCAGUACGUUUGUUGCAAACAGUCACGCAAAUGAUCAGUGUGGAUCAAAUGGGUUACCUUUAACUCCAAAUUCAAUUGUAAUUAUUGGCAGAUUUCAAUAUUUGAAAACGUGCGAACAUCCAAAUUUGUGUCGUUAUUUGGAUAUUAAAAAGGGUACACAUGAACGAUUACAUGUUGUUAGUGAAUGUUAUGAAAAAACAAUUGAUUCACUUUUUGAAUCAAAACAAAUUCAAUAUGGUAUUGAACAAAUACGUCAAUGGUGUCAUCAAUUAUUAAAUGGUUUAAUUUAUUUACAAUUAAAACAUGUUACAUGCAAAAAUUUAUCACCUAGAUAUAUUCGCUUAACAGAAACGGAACAUCAAGUCAAAUUACAAAAUUAUGGACUCUGGUACAUGACGCAAUACGGAACAUGUAUCAACUUUCCUAUUGGUGAUCCAUGUUACAUGGCUCCUGAAUGUUAUGCAAUGGAAUCAACAUUUCGAUUACUUUAUCCUCCAUCUUCACACGAAAAUGAACCAAGAGAUCCGGCAAAUCCAAAAAGUGAUGUAUGGUCAUUUGGAAUUAUUUUAUUAGAAUUAUGUUUGGGUCGUCGUUUAUAUCAAAAUCAGCCUGUAGUUGUACCAAUAUCAACAAGUAUAAGAUGUUUAAAAUUAAAUGUUCAAAGUGCAUUAGACGUUAUAUUAAGACGAAAUGGAUUAGAAAGAAAUGAUUUAUCUGCAACAACACAACAUUUUUUACCUAUUAUUGAAAAAUGUUUAAACGUUCAUGUAAAAGAACGACCUACGUUUGUUGAACUACUAGAAAUUCUUGAAGGUAAACAAUAUUCAAUAAUACGACAUUCAUUACCAUUUACAUUAUUUGAUGGCAUUAUACCUGUUCUUGAUUACAAUCUAUCAAUAAAUGAAUUCAAAAAUUUGACUAAUAAUCGUUUUUCAUGUCGUACUAUCGAUGAAAUUUAUUAUUUAUGGCAAUUAGCUGGUGGUGAUUUAACAACUGUUUUGAAAAAUGCUGGUCUUAUUAAAAUAUUACCAUCAAUAAGUAAAACAUCAAAAUUUGUAACUGAUCAAGGCGAUAUUUAUGGUUUACAGCGUGAUAUAAAUACAUUGUUUGAUGAUAUAGCCAUUGAAUUACCAUUACAAGAGUUGGACAAUCGAUUUCGAGAGAUGCCGAUCGAAAUUCUUUAUCCAUUAUUAGAAGUCAGUGAUUCUGAAUUUCAAGAACGACAAAAAUUACUUGAUUUAGCGAUUGAGGGUCAACCAUUAGCUGUACGAGAACAUGAUUUCGAAUAUCAAUUUCAUCGUUUGAUAUUAUUUGAACGACUUUUAUCAUCAUAUCCGUAUCUAAAACAACGAUUGUAUACUGAAGCUAGAAAAGAUAUACCACCAGUGUAUCGUGCAUUUUCCUGGGCUGCUUUAUUGGAUAUUACUGGUAAUGUCAAUGAGGUUUAUGAAAAAAUCGAUAAAGAAACUGUAACACCAACGGAUCGUCAAAUCGAAGUUGAUGUACCACGUUGUCAUCAGUAUGAUGAAUUGUUAUCGUCGCCCGAAGGACAUCGUAAAAUGAAACGAGUUUUAAAAGCAUGGGUAAUGAGUCAUCCUCAUUUAGUUUAUUGGCAAGGUUUAGAUUCAUUAUUAGCACCAUUUCUCUAUUUAAAUUUCAAUAAUGAAGCAUUAGCCUAUGCGUCACUAACAGCCUUCAUACCAAAAUAUUUAAACAAUUUCUUUUUAAAAGAUAAUUCGAUGAUUAUCAAUGAGUAUUUAACCGUCUUUUCUCAUUUAAUUGCUUAUCAUCAUCCCGAUUUAUCGAAUCGUCUUGAAACAAUUGGUUUUAUUCCAGAUUUGUACGCGAUACCCUGGUUUCUAACAAUGUAUGCUCAUGUAUUUCCUCUUCAUAAAAUAUUUCAUCUAUGGGAUAUGUUACUGUUAGGAUGUUCAUCAUUUCCACUCUGCAUUGGAGUUGCUAUUUUAACCCAAUUAAAACCGUUAUUAUUGAAAGCAGAUUUCAAUGAAUGCAUUCUGUUAUUUUCAGAAUUGCCAGAAAUUGAUAUUGAACGAUGUGUUCGUGAUUCAAUUGAAGUCUUUGCUUGUACUCCAAGAAGUAGUACAUAUCGUGAACAUGCCAUUGAUGCAGUGCUUUUUCAAACUAACAAUGAUUUGGUACAUAUUUUUUCACUAACACAAAAUUUAUAUCAUUGUCAACGUUAUAAUUCGUUAAUUUUAGGACAUGGAUAUAUAUCAAAACAAAAGAAUAUUUCUUUAACCAAUUGUGAUAGUUAUAUGAAAGCAGCAUUGCCAGGUAGCAUUAAUUUUCCAUACGACCAAACAUUCAACGAAAAAGGUGAUUUAUUAGAUCAACGUUUAUCUCAAAUAAUUGAACAAAAUCGAGCAUUAGUCAAAGUUGUUAUUGGAAAUAAAAAUCAUUCACAAACCGUUAAAUUUGCUAAUAAUUUAAUACAUAAUAAUUGGAGUAGAGUGUGUAUUCUACAUAAAGGAAUUGAAGUAUUCAAAUCAACUGAUCUACUUUAUGUACCAACACCAUCGGAUAUUUUAUAA
This is a messenger RNA of Didymodactylos carnosus, 3591 nucleotides long. NCBI's taxonomy places the organism in Eukaryota, Metazoa, Rotifera, Eurotatoria, Philodinida, Philodinidae. The record is from the annotation of a GenBank genome assembly.